Messenger RNA from Macrosteles quadrilineatus (aster leafhopper), 806 nucleotides. Its product is annotated as peptidoglycan-recognition protein SB2-like. Lineage: Eukaryota; Metazoa; Arthropoda; Insecta; Hemiptera; Cicadellidae. The transcript is spliced from 4 exons. The record is from RefSeq and is a predicted model, not a curated record. The coding region runs from base 117 to 608 and encodes 163 amino acids. Gene Ontology annotation, biological process: peptidoglycan catabolic process. Gene Ontology annotation, molecular function: zinc ion binding; N-acetylmuramoyl-L-alanine amidase activity.
GUAAGUUAUUAUUGUACAACAUCAAACUUUCGAAUUUCACCGGUCAUUUAUAAAAUCAAAUUCUCUUGCUGUUAAUGUUUUAGGUAUUCUUUUACUUUGACUUGUGCCACUUCCUAAUGGCUGCCAGUACACAGACAACCUACGAGAAACCUCUUCGUAUAGUUUACCGCCAGGAAUGGGGUGCAGCCAUGAACGACCCCGAGAUGCAACUCAUAGGAGGAGCAGCCGUGCCUUAUGUACUUCUCACAUUCACCAACACGGACCCAUGCGAGGACAACGAUACGUGCAUGAGGACAGUGAAGGAGCUGCAGACCAAACACAUGAAUGAGGGCUUGGAGGACAUCCAGUGGAAUUUCAUGGUUGGAGGCACCGGCAGAGUAUAUGAAGGCAGAGGAUGGGAAAUUUGUGCUGACAAAGAUGUAGAGUUUGAACAAUACCACAAAAAAUCAAUCGACAUCGCUUACAUAGGACGUUAUGGAGAGAAUCAUGUUACACCUUUAAUGGAGGAAGCUGUGAAUAAGUUUGUGAAAAUUGGGAUUGAUGAGUUUUACAUCGACCCAGAUUUCAUCUUUUUGGGACACAAAGAGCAUAAAGCGUUCCAGGGCUAGUUCAUGCGCUUUAUUGGAAUUUAAUUUAUUUUAUUAAAAUGGUAUCACCAAUAGUAUUAGCAACUAUAGUUUUCAAUAGGUUUAAGUUUUUAUUAAAAAUUUUCCUCUGACCCCUAGCGGGCCGUCCCCCAGAGAGGGUAGCGUAUCACUGGAUUAUGUGCUAAUUCAUUUUAAUGCCUCUUAGCUUUGUACAAAGUU